Messenger RNA from Dryobates pubescens (Downy woodpecker), 2708 nucleotides. It is a transcript of the gene CHRNA7, whose product is annotated as CHRNA7 (exons 5-10) and FAM7A (exons A-E) fusion. Gene Ontology annotation, cellular component: neuron projection; synapse; postsynaptic membrane. Gene Ontology annotation, molecular function: transmembrane signaling receptor activity; acetylcholine-gated monoatomic cation-selective channel activity. The coding region runs from base 376 to 1884 and encodes 502 amino acids. Gene Ontology annotation, biological process: regulation of membrane potential; monoatomic ion transmembrane transport; signal transduction. NCBI's taxonomy places the organism in Eukaryota, Metazoa, Chordata, Aves, Piciformes, Picidae. The transcript has 10 exons. The record is from RefSeq and is a predicted model, not a curated record.
CCCCGCUCCCGUCUCUAUAACGCCGGGGUCUCUUUACCCCAGCGCAUCCUAUCGCUUCGGUUGCGGCAGCAGUCGCUGAGCGGCUCCCUCCCCUCCAGCUCGGGGACGCUCAAGGAUUAGGGAAGAGAGGGAAAUCCAUCAGGAGAAGCAGGAGGCGGGCCGUCAGCAUCCUCCCGCUCCGCCUGAGCCGGCAGCGCCACAGGGCGAGCUCCGGUGCGAGCGCAGGAAGGGGCCGAGCUGCCGGAGGUCUCCGGGGCGCCGGCGGCUGCCAGCGAUUCCCGGCAGCCCGGAUCCGCCGCUCGGGGCUGGCGGGGCUUGACGGCAGGAGAAGCCGCUGGUGCUGUUACCCUCACUCGCCGCGCCAGGUCUCCCGGAAUGGGCCUGCAGGAGCUGGCGGUGUGGCUGCUGGCGGCGGCGGGGCUUGUGCGCGAGUCCCUGCAAGGAGAGUUCCAAAGGAAACUUUACAAAGAUCUACUGAAAAAUUACAACCCUCUGGAGCGACCAGUUGCAAAUGAUUCUCAGCCGCUCACUGUCUAUUUCACCCUCAGCCUCAUGCAGAUCAUGGAUGUGGAUGAAAAAAACCAAGUAUUAACAACAAACAUCUGGCUACAAAUGUACUGGACAGAUCAUUAUCUACAGUGGAAUGUGUCUGAAUACCCAGGAGUGAAGAAUGUCCGUUUUCCUGAUGGACUGAUCUGGAAGCCAGAUAUUCUUCUCUAUAACAGUGCUGAUGAAAGAUUUGAUGCUACAUUUCACACUAAUGUUCUAGUCAAUUCUUCAGGACAUUGCCAAUAUCUGCCACCAGGCAUAUUUAAAAGCUCCUGCUACAUUGAUGUGCGCUGGUUUCCUUUUGAUGUUCAGAAGUGUAACCUGAAGUUUGGAUCCUGGACUUAUGGAGGCUGGUCCUUGGACUUACAGAUGCAAGAAGCAGAUAUAUCUGGCUAUAUUUCAAAUGGAGAGUGGGAUCUAGUAGGAGUUCCUGGGAAGAGAACUGAGAGCUUUUAUGAAUGUUGCAAAGAACCCUACCCAGAUGUAACAUUCACAGUAACUAUGAGACGUAGGACUCUUUAUUAUGGACUCAAUCUUCUUAUUCCUUGUGUACUGAUAUCGUCACUUGCUUUGUUAGUUUUUCUGCUUCCAGCAGACUCGGGAGAAAAGAUCUCACUAGGUAUAACAGUUUUAUUGUCUCUCACUGUCUUCAUGUUACUUGUGGCUGAAAUUAUGCCAGCAACAUCUGAUUCUGUGCCCUUAAUUGCUCAAUAUUUUGCCAGCACUAUGAUUAUUGUUGGUCUUUCUGUUGUUGUCACUGUUAUUGUUCUACAAUACCAUCAUCAUGAUCCAGAUGGGGGGAAAAUGCCUAAAUGGACGAGAAUCAUCCUUCUCAACUGGUGUGCUUGGUUUCUGAGGAUGAAAAGACCAGGGGAAGAUAAGGUGCGUCCUGCCUGUCAACAUAAACAGCGGCGAUGUAGCCUAUCAAGUAUGGACAUGAACACUGUGAGUGGACAGCAAUCCAGUAAUGGGAAUAUGCUAUACAUUGGGUUUAGGGGUCUGGAAGGGGUCCACUGCACACCUACCACUGAUUCAGGGGUGAUCUGUGGAAGAAUGACCUGCUCACCAACAGAUGAAGAAAACCUGCUGCACAGUGGUCACCCCUCUGAAGGUGACCCAGAUUUGGCUAAGAUCCUGGAAGAGGUGAGGUACAUCGCAAACCGAUUCAGAGACCAGGAUGAAGAAGAAGCCAUUUGCAAUGAAUGGAAAUUUGCAGCUUCUGUAGUGGAUCGGCUCUGCUUGAUGGCCUUUUCAGUCUUCACAAUCAUUUGUACCAUUGGUAUUUUAAUGUCAGCUCCAAACUUUGUAGAAGCUGUGUCUAAAGAUUUUGCUUAACUUCUAACUACAAUUCUCUGAAGUAUGAUAUGUAGCAAAUAAGAGUGUGUUUUACGUUUGGUCACUUGUUUUUAAUGAGUAUAGUGCUUCUCAUUGUUUGCUUUCUUUUGUCCCACUCUCUGGUUCUGAGCUCUUUUUGGAAGAGCAGCACCAUUUCAGAAGGAAAGCCAAGAAUUUUGCCCUGAGCUGCUUGUGUGCAGCUCCUCUCAGCACUUCUUUGUGGGAGAUGUAAAGUGACUGCAAGUCCCUUCAGAAUGGCAGGGUAUUGCAUCACCGUCUCCUACACAUUCUUGAACUAUUACUAAAUAACAGGUAGGCAAUGCCAGGAAUGUCACUUCUUCCAGACUUUGUUAUAAACAUAGAGGGCAGCUUAUUUUAACUGUUUGAAUAAGUGAUCAUAAACAUGUUUGUAAGAGGAUUAAAUCCAAAUAGAUGGAAGCUCAACCAGCAGAAAAGGGAGAAACGGUGUGCUUUUCAGUUACUGCUUCUUACUGAGCUGUGGUUCAUUCAUAACCAGUCAGGCCUUUAACUCCUCCCAUGCAUUUACGUAGAGCAUGUGCAGCUUUGUUAUGAUUCUGAAUUUGCUGAGGUACUAGAAACCUGAGAGUUGAGAUGAUACAUUGCAUAACUUGUCCUUCUGUGUCUUUCUGGAUUUGACCUAGAAGUUUGGCCUGAAUUCCUAAACAGUCUUCACAGUAAUUUUUGCAGUGUUUACUAUUCUUCCUUCUUCCUAGAAAGACAUUCUUUCAACUGGUGACCUUUUAAACUAUCAAGAAGAAAGUGAAAGAUUUAUGAUGUCUUUCUCCUCACUUGUUAAAAAAAAC